Molecule: messenger RNA, 4799 nt
Organism: Sesamum indicum (sesame)
Lineage: Eukaryota; Viridiplantae; Streptophyta; Magnoliopsida; Lamiales; Pedaliaceae
Source: RefSeq, a predicted model, not a curated record
ACUAAACUCAACCAACCAGUUUCCGUGGACAAAUACUUCUCCAUAUAUACACAUGAGAGUGACUUCUUCAAAAACUUCCUUGGGCCUUCUUCAAGAUACACACAAGCCACUCUUUUUACACUUAAUUUCAAACCUCUACCAACCCUAAUUCCCUUAACAAACGAAAAUGGAGGAUAAAAUGCGGGGUUCGAGACGGCGAACGAGCCGGGGUAGCUGGAGCAUGGACUCCGGCGGGCGGCGCAGCGUACGGGCGGAGGAGGACGAGGAAGCCCUGAGAUGGGCUGCGCUGGAGAAACUACCAACGUACGACAGGCUGAGGAAAAGCGUAUUCAAAACGUUUGUGGAGACUAAGGUUGUCCACCGGGAAGUUGAUGUAAGGAAGCUUGACGUGAACGAUCGGCAAGAGUUCAUUGACAGGUUCUUCAGGGUUGCUGAGGAAGAUAAUGAGAAGUUCUUGAAGAAGCUUAGGAAUAGAAUUGACAAAGUUGGGAUUUCCCUUCCGACGGUGGAAGUGAGGUUCGAGCACUUGACGGUGGAGGCCGACUGCUUCGUCGGGGAUAGGGCGCUGCCGACGCUGCCAAACGCUGCCCGCAACAUCGGCGAGAUGGCGCUGGGCUGCUUCGGAAUCAGUCUGGCUAAGAAAACAAAGCUCACAAUUCUCAAAGAUGCCUCAGGCAUCAUAAAACCCUCCAGGAUGACACUUCUAUUAGGACCUCCCUCUUCUGGGAAAACGACUCUUUUGUUGGCUCUAGCAGGAAAAUUAGACCCUACUUUAAAGAUAAGGGGAGAAAUCACAUACAAUGGGCAUAUGCUGAAUGAGUUUGUACCACAGAAAACAUCAGCGUAUAUUAGCCAGAACGAUGUUCAUGUAGGAGAAAUGACUGUGAAAGAAACCCUGGAUUUCUCAGCAAGAUGCCAGGGUGUUGGAUCCCGAUACGCAGAAGUUGAUCUUUUCAUGAAGGCAAUUGCCAUGCAGGGAGUAGAGAGCAGUCUUAUUACUGACUACACUCUAAGGAUAUUGGGGCUUGAUGUGUGCAGAGACACCAUUGUCGGGGAUGAAAUGAUAAGAGGAAUUUCUGGAGGUCAAAAGAAGCGUGUUACAACAGGAGAAAUGAUUGUUGGGCCUACAAAAACACUAUUUAUGGAUGAGAUAUCAACGGGCUUGGACAGCUCAACAACGUUUCAAAUAGUCAAGUGUUUGCAACAAAUUGUACAUCUCACGGAGGCCACAAUUUUCAUGUCCCUUCUCCAACCAGCUCCAGAGACAUUUGAUCUCUUCGAUGACAUUAUUCUAUUGUCAGAAGGUCAAAUUGUGUAUCAAGGCCCGAGAGAGCACAUCAUUGAAUUCUUCGAAAGUUGUGGGUUCAAAUGCCCUGAAAGAAAAGGAACUGCCGAUUUCUUGCAAGAGGUCACAUCGAGAAAAGACCAGGAGCAAUACUGGGCAGAUAGAAGCAAACCAUAUAGAUACAUUCAUGUUAGCAAAUUUGCCAAAAGAUUCAAACGCUUCCACGUCGGCUUACGCCUUGAAAAUGAACUAUCUGUCCCUUACGACAAGAGCCGAAGCCAUAAAGCAGCUCUAGUGUUCAAGAAGUACUCCAUCCCCAAACGACAGCUCCUUAAGGCCAACUUCGAAAAGGAAUGGCUUUUGAUCAGGAGAAACUCAUUCGUCUACGUUUUUAAGACCGUGCAGAUAUUCAUCGUUGCCAUCAUCACAUCGACUGUCUUUCUACGCACUCAAAUGCAUACUAGGAACGAACAGGAUGGUGCAAUCUACAUUGGUGCAUUGUUGUUUAGCAUGAUAUGCAACACCUUCAACGGCUUUGCAGAGCUCUCACUUACGAUACAGAGACUUCCGGUAUUCUACAAGCAUCGAGACAUUCUUUUCCACCCUCCUUGGGCUUUCACUCUGCCUACAUUUUUGCUACGGAUACCAAUCUCCAUUUUUGAGGCUACCGUGUGGAUGGUUACAACAUACUACACCAUCGGAUUCGCCCCUGAACCUAGCAGGUUUUUCAAGCAAUUCCUGUUGAUAUUUGCUAUCCAGCAAAUGGCUGCAGGGAUAUUCAGGUUGAUAGCAGGAAUAUGUAGGACGAUGAUCAUAGCAAACACCGGUGGCUCGCUUGCUCUCUUGCUCGUUUUCCUCUUGGGUGGUUUCAUCCUACCUAAAGACCAAAUCCCAGAUUGGUGGAGAUGGGGUUUUUGGGUUUCACCUUUGAGCUACGGCUAUAACGCCCUCGUAGUAAACGAGAUGUUUGGUUCGAGAUGGAUGAACAAAUUGGCGUCGGACAACACUAGAAGAUUAGGGGUGGCUAUAAUGAACAAUUUCAAAAUUUUCGUUGACAAGAACUGGUAUUGGAUAGGCAUGGGAGCGUUAUUGGGGUUCACGCUACUCUUCAAUGUUCUUUUCACUUUAGCUCUCAUGUAUCUCAACCCUCUUGGAAAACCACAAGCUAUAAUAUCCAAAGAGCAAGCGAGGGAGAUGGAAGUCGAGCAGGAAGAUACAGAUGGAACACCAAGACUUAAAACGACAAAGUCAAAGAAAAAUUCAUUCUCUCGAUCCUUAACCUCUAGUGAUGGAAACAAUACAAUGGAAAUGAUAGUGCAGCGUAUGAGCAGUCGUUCUAGUGUCCACGAAUUAAGCAGAAGUGACAACUCGAGCACUGGGAUAGUUCGAGGCGUUGCCCCAAAGAGAGGAAUGGUUCUACCAUUUACCCCUUUGGCUAUGUCGUUUGACGACGUAAACUACUUUGUCGACAUGCCACCAGAAAUGAAGGAACAAGGAGUAAUAGAAGACAAACUCCAAUUACUAUGUGAAGUAACUGGAGUGUUUAGGCCAGGAAUUCUGACUGCACUAAUGGGGGUAAGCGGAGCAGGAAAAACAACUCUAAUGGACGUUUUGGCGGGACGAAAGACGGGUGGUUACAUUGAAGGUGACAUUAGGAUAUCUGGAUUUCCCAAGAAUCAAGAAACCUUUGCAAGAAUCUCUGGAUAUUGUGAGCAAAAUGAUAUCCACUCGCCUCAAGUAACUAUCCAUGAAUCUUUGAUCUACUCUGCAUUCCUUCGGCUACCUAAAGAAGUUAGCGAUGAACAAAAGAUGGCUUUUGUUGAUGAGGUGAUGGAUUUGGUUGAGCUGGACAAUCUCAAAGAUGCCAUUGUUGGGAUCCCUGGAGUUACUGGAUUGUCAACAGAACAAAGAAAAAGAUUGACAAUAGCUGUUGAACUUGUUGCCAACCCAUCCAUCAUAUUCAUGGACGAGCCGACUUCUGGUCUGGAUGCAAGAGCAGCAGCUAUCGUCAUGAGGACAGUGAGAAAUACAGUCGACACAGGGAGAACCGUCGUUUGCACGAUACAUCAGCCUAGCAUCGAUAUCUUUGAAACUUUUGAUGAGUUACUUCUAAUGAAAAGAGGAGGGCGUGUUAUCUAUGCUGGACCCUUAGGCCAACACUCACAGAAAGUCAUUGAAUACUUUGAGACAAUUCCUGGAGUCCCAAGAAUCAAAGAGAAAUACAAUCCAGCAACCUGGAUGCUCGAAGCUAGCUCGGGCGCUACAGAAGCCAGACUUGGACUAGAUUUCGCCGAACACUACAAAUCAACAUCGUUAUAUCAGCGAACUAAGGCUCUCGUAAAAGAGUUGAGCAUGCCGGCUCCCGGGGCGAAAAACCUAUACUUCAGCACACAAUACUCACAACCCACAUGGGAUCAAUUCAAGUCCUGCCUAUGGAAACAAUGGUGGACUUACUGGAGAAGUCCCGACUAUAAUCUUGUUAGAUACUUCUUCACUUUGGCUUGUGCACUCCUAGUUGGGACGAUCUUCUGGAGAAUUGGGAUGAAAAAGAACACAGACACAGAUCUUUUGACUAUCAUUGGAGCAAUGUAUGCCUCCGUUUUGUUCCUUGGGAUCAAUAAUUGUUCGACAGUGCAACCUAUUGUAGCCGUGGAACGAACUGUGUUCUAUCGAGAGAGGGCUGCAGGAAUGUACUCAGCACUACCAUAUGCCCUUGCACAGGUGAUCGUAGAGAUACCGUAUGUGCUCAUUCAAACAACAUUCUACACUCUAAUAGUGUAUGCAAUGGUGAGCUUCGAAUGGACAGCAACCAAGUUCUUCUGGUUCUACUUCGUCACCUUCUUCUCCUUCCUCUACUUCACAUACUACGGCAUGAUGACCGUUGCCAUCACACCAAACCACCAAGUGGCAGCAAUUUUUGCUGCAGCCUUUUACGCUCUUUUCAACUUAUUUUCUGGCUUCUUCAUCCCCCGACCAAAAAUUCCCAAAUGGUGGAUAUGGUACUACUGGAUAUGCCCGGUGGCGUGGACAGUAUACGGACUAAUCAUCGGCCAAUACGGGGACGUGCAAACAACAAUUAGAGUAGCAGGGACAUCCACUCAACCGAUGAUCAAACAGUACAUCCAAGACCACUUCGGAUACGAUCCAAACUUCAAGGGGCCGGUGGCCGCAGUUCUGGUUGGAUUCGCGGUUUUCUUUGCCUUCAUGUAUGCUUAUUGCAUCAAGACACUGAACUUUCAGACAAGGUAGAUCUGAGUUAGACAUGAGACUACAAUGUGAAUUGUGAAUAUACUUUACGAGUCCUUACUAUGAGACUGUAUUAUCUUUCUUUUUCAUGUGCUAGACAUGAGAAUGAUGAUAAUGUUACGUGUACUUGAUUCUAUGAAUCUGACAUCAAACAUAGUGAUCUUCCAAGAUUCUUGAAAUAGUUUAGCUAGAUUUUGUGACUGAUAAGAAAUAGUUAUCAAUGUAAUUGUAUUUUUUAUCAAGUUAUUAUGUAAGAAGAAAUUUGUAA